This is a messenger RNA of Scatophagus argus, 3959 nucleotides long. It is a transcript of the gene pax3b, whose product is annotated as paired box 3b. Gene Ontology annotation, biological process: anatomical structure development; regulation of transcription by RNA polymerase II. Lineage: Eukaryota; Metazoa; Chordata; Actinopteri; Scatophagidae. The record is from RefSeq and is a predicted model, not a curated record. Gene Ontology annotation, molecular function: RNA polymerase II cis-regulatory region sequence-specific DNA binding; DNA-binding transcription factor activity, RNA polymerase II-specific. The transcript has 9 exons. The coding region runs from base 425 to 1903 and encodes 492 amino acids.
UACUUUUGACGGUCUACUCUCACUUUGAACCGGUGUCAACAAACAACAACGACAUUAUUUUCGUCCUAAGCUGCACCGCUUUGGCAACUACAUUUCCAAGAGCUUCAGCACUGGCGAAUAAAAUCGGAGAAACUGAUAAACUAACUUUUAUUAACCAUCAAAAAAAAAAAAAUCUGAUUUUCUUCUUUUUUUUGUCGUCACAUUUGACUCCUCAGAGGGUUGUAGCUGUGUCGGGACAUUGGUGCUUACCCAUAGCUCGGGUGAGGCUAACCCUAACCGAGGCUAACCGAGGCUAACCUUCCUGGAAGCUUCCUCACGUGCGUAAAGACGAUUUCAACGACUCGUUCUCGCGGCACAUUCGGUGUUGGAGCAACAGGCAGCCCGUUAGGAGGAGGUAUCCGUAGUCACUGGGGUGGUGGAGGGUAUGACUGCGUUGGCGGGGUCAAUACCCAGGAUGAUGCGACCCACGCUGGCUCAGAACUACCCCCGCAGUGGUUUCCCUUUGGAAGUGUCUACCCCGCUGGGUCAGGGCCGAGUGAACCAGCUCGGAGGAGUUUUCAUAAAUGGCAGACCUUUGCCUAACCACAUUCGACAUAAAAUCGUGGAGAUGGCCCACCACGGCAUCAGGCCGUGCGUCAUCUCCCGACAGCUCCGGGUCUCCCACGGCUGCGUGUCCAAAAUCCUGUGCCGGUACCAGGAGACGGGCUCCAUCAGACCCGGGGCCAUCGGUGGCAGCAAACCAAAGCAGGGAACGACGCCAGACGUAGAGAAGAGAAUAGAAGAAUACAAGCGGGAAAACCCGGGUAUGUUUAGCUGGGAGAUUCGGGAUAAAUUACUGAAGGAUGGGAUAUGUGACCGCAACAACGUUCCUUCAGUGAGCUCCAUCAGUCGCAUCAUGCGGAGUAAGUUCGGGGGAAAAGGCGAUGAAGAGGAGGAUGAAGAUGAAAUCGAGAAGAAAGAGUUGGAGGACAACGAGCGGAGGGCCAAACACAGCAUUGAAGGGAUCUUAGGAGACAGAUCGAGUCACUCAGAUGAGGGCUCGGACGUGGAGUCAGAGCCUGAUCUGCCGCUUAAGAGGAAACAGCGGCGCAGUCGGACCACCUUCACAGCAGAGCAGCUGGAGGAGCUGGAGAGGGCCUUCGAAAGGACUCACUACCCAGACAUCUACACCAGGGAGGAACUCGCUCAGAGGGCCAAACUCACCGAGGCCAGGGUUCAGGUUUGGUUCAGCAACAGGCGGGCGAGGUGGAGGAAGCAAGCAGGAGCCAACCAACUGAUGGCAUUUAAUCACCUGAUCCCAGGGGGUUUCCCUUCUUCAGCCAUGUCCAGCAUCCCCCCCUACCAGCUCUCUGAGAGCACCUACCCUCCCUCAUCUAUAGCACAAGUGUCGGAGCCCCCCAGCACGCUGCAUCGGCCCCAGCCACUCCCUCCCUCCUCGGGCCACCAGUCCUCCGGUGGUGGAGGGCAGGGGGAAGGAGGCUCUCCAUACUGCCUCGCCUCUGGACGCCACUCCUUCUCAGGCUAUUCAGAUAGCUUUGUGAGCCCCGGAGGACCAGCCAAUCCCAUGAACCCAGCCAUAGGGAACGGGCUCUCUCCACAGGUGAUGGGUCUGCUCAACCCUGGUGGUGUGCCACAUCAGCCCCAAAGCGACUACGCCAUCUCCCCUCUGACUGGUGGCCUUGAGCCCCCUGCAGGUAUGGCGGCCAGCUGCAGCCAGCGCAUGGAUCACAUCAAGGGCCUGGAGGGACUCACCAGUGUCCCCUCCAUGUCGGCUCUGCCCUCCCUGCCCAGCUCCCAGUCCUACUGCACCCCCUCCUACAGCUCAUCGGGCUACACCGUCGACCAUGUGGCGUCCUACCAGUACGGCCAGUACGGACAAAGUAAGGUGCCCUUCCUUAUCUGAGGCCUGAGAUCACCUGAUUAUGAGCUUCAGACUACACAGAGGGAUAUUUGUGUGUACAGCGAUGGAAAUCUUUUAAUAUCUGGACCAAAACUUUGUUUCCACUUACCAGGACAUAUUCUCUACUGCAGGACAUUAUGUUAUUCAUUCUUGGUGGAGAAAAGAACAGAAAAAAAGAAGGGACCAUACAAUGGAAUAUCUGACCAAAAACUGUGAGUGACCGAACACUGCUGCAUCAGUAUUGUAGACGACCAACAGAGAUGUCAGCUCUUAGUAUGGUCAGCUCAGUGAAGUUUUGACCAUCUACAGUGUUGUGUAGAGACGCUUUCUGCAAUCCAGUGACCAAACACCAUCUGUGGCCUCUGCCUGCGGCGUCUUCGUGAGGACAGCAAACCCAGAUCCAUCGUCACAGAAUACCAGCCUUUGAGCUGAUGCUUGAAGAAGCAUGUUUACAUUUUUUUAGGGCCACAUGAGUACAUAUGAAAUUCCAUGUAUCUCCAAAUUAAUCCCCAAGUUGUAUCUGCUGAAAGGGGAAAAGAAAAGGGCUUUGUUGAUUUUAUUGCAUUUAUUUGAGAUCUGUGCAUCCCACACAUGGAGAGAAAUUCCAGAGACAGAGAAAACAAACGUGAGCAAACGAUUCUGUGGGUUUUAUUGUAUCAGAAACUCUAAUGUACACCACAGCUGUACUGCAGAGAGAGUUCAUUCAAACAUUUCUCCUCCCCCCAUCCCCCUCUGUUUCUCCCCCUCUCUUCUCUCCCCUUUCUGUCUUACUCCUUCUGUCUCAUUGAUGUUUUGGACGGUGAGGCCUUUUGUAGUUUUAAAGAGGAACUUGGAGGAGGUCAGGGGGUGACUUUAGGGAAAGUGACAGAUGAGAGAGCAGUAGAGCAGGGCGGUGGAGAAGUGGCUUUAAAGGGGGUGGGGGGGAUAGGCAAGAUCGAUCACAGGGUUAAAAAUCCCUUUAAAGAUCCUCUCCUGGCGAGAAAAAGCCACCAGGUCACAAGUCACGACGAGAGACACUUGAGAAACCGAAAGACCGAGAGAGAGUUUAGACUAAAGACAGCCAUUCUCCCAGCUGACCAGAAGUGCAAUAUCAUGUAUCUGUCAACCUCAACCAUUAUAUAGAAUCAAAAAAUCAAACGUGCCUCUUAAAGUCUGACGGUACACUUUGAAUUCAUUCUCUGGAUCUGGUUUGGGAUUUUGCAAAGGAACAAGACGUAUGCCUUUGACGGCUUUUGAAUCCAUUGAAACAUUGUUAAUAUUACUGUAAUAGUACCAGAUUUGUAAGGACUCGAGGGAAAGCCAAUGUAAACAGAAAAUCACCAGGAAUGACAAAGCCAAAACUGUAUUUUAGUUUAUUGUGUUGCUUUUUUGUUUCCAUUUUGCAUACACAGGAAAUAUUGAUUAGAUCUGUAACACAUUCCAGACAUAUUUAUUGUCACAUAACAGUGUGUCAACAGCAUCACUGUACAACGUCCCACAAUGUACAAGCGAGCGACAACAAUUAAUCUAUCAGACCGCGGCUCAGACUAACAGAGUGCCUGCAGAAGCACUCGUGUUUUGUACUUCUUUCUGUGUUAGAAUGAACCAAUCCUUUCAUUGUUUUGAUAUAUUUUUUGUAUUAAUGGACAAAGCGAUAUGACAUAAUGUCAUGUGUACAAGCGCAUUAUCACUACUAUUUAUAAUAAAAUAAAAGCUCUGAAAAUAGCAGCUGUUUUUUUUCAUUCUUUAUUCAGCUGAUGGUAAUUACUAAAUGGAGUCUUUGUAUUUAUUUUUGCCACAACUUGUGGAAAAAUAGAGCGAGCGACUGUGAUUCACUCUAUAGAGGAACACAAAUGCACUAAGAGACAAAUAUGUACUUUUGAAGGCGCUCAUGUGAACCCUCCAACCAAAAUAGGCCCGGUCAAAUGGGGAUCACCAGACAUUAGAUUUGACACUGAACACAACAGGCUUUCUCACGGAUGGCUGUAAAUGCUCAGACAUCUGCAUUGGUGUGUAUUAAUACCCCUGCUGGCCCUUGCUACUGCAACAAACUGACUUUUGUUUAGCAACCUCUCGGAUG